AUGGCCAUCGCAGCAGUUCUUUCAUUCCUGCAGCAAAGCAUUCUCGAAUCUCCGUUGCAGUCAUUGGCCGCAACCGCCUUCAUUGUCCCGGUUGUCUAUAUCAUCAUUAACGAAUUUAUUCGAGCUUCCGCUCGAGUACCUGGUCUUAAGGGCCCCCGUGGUCUUCCUCUGAUUGGAAACCUGGCGCAGAUCCGAAAAAAUGCCGCUGAACAAUAUCGCAUAUGGUCUAAAACGCACGGGCCCGUUUAUCAAAUCCAGCUGGGAAAUAUCCCAGUUGUUGUCGUGAAUUCGGCGGCGGCGGCAAAAGUUCUUUUUGGACACAAUGCACAAGCUCUAAGCUCAAGACCGGAAUUCUAUACUUUCCACAAGAUUGUAUCAAAUACUGCUGGCACAACAAUCGGGACUUCCCCAUAUAGUGAGUCACUUAAGAGACGCAGAAAAGGUGCCGCUUCAGCCCUCAAUCGCCCUUCUGUGGAAUCAUACAUCUCGCACCUAGAUGUCGAGUCCAGAUCUUUCGUGGAUGAGCUCUACACUUAUGGAAAUGGUGGCGAAAAACCAGUGGAUCCUAUGCCGAUGAUCCAGCGUCUAAGCUUGAGUUUGUCCUUGACCCUCAAUUGGGGGGUACGUGUGGCCUCCCAAGAAGAAGACCUAUUUGCCGAGAUUACCCACGUCGAGGAAGAGAUCAGCAAGUUCAGAAGCACCACUGGCAACCUGCAGGACUACAUUCCUCUUUUACGACUAAACCCCUUCAAUAGCAACUCAAAGGUUGCCAAAGAAAUGAGAGAUCGACGUGAUCGGUAUCUCACCGCUCUAAACCGAGACUUGGAUGACCGCAUGGAGAAAGGCAUUCAUAAACCAUGCAUCCAGGCGAACGUUAUUCUCGACAAAGAGGCGAAACUAAACUCCGAAGAGCUCAUAUCAAUCAGCUUGACCAUGCUUUCUGGAGGUCUCGACACAGUCACGACCCUUGUGGCUUGGAGUAUUGGCCUUCUUUCCCAGCGGCCUGAUAUCCAGGAGAAGGCCGCAAACGCGAUACAAGAUAUGUACGGGCAUGACCAACCCUUGUGCGAUCCCAUGGAUGAUCAGAGAUGUGCCUACGUUGCAGCCCUGGUUAGAGAAUGCCUAAGGUAUUUCACAGUCCUUCGUCUCGCGCUUCCCCGGACGUCGAUUAGAGAUGUGGUGUACAAUGGAAUAGUGAUCCCUAAGGGCACCGUAUUCUUCUUGAACUCCUGGGCCUGCAACAUGGACCCCGAAGUCUGGAGCGACCCCGAGGAGUUUCGGCCAGAAAGAUGGCUCGAGCAACCAGACGCUCCUCUUUUCACCUAUGGCAUGGGCUAUCGCAUGUGCGCUGGCUCACUACUCGCGAAUCGUGAACUCUAUCUUGUCUUCAUGCGCACACUAAAUGGUUUCCGAAUCGAGCCACUUGGUGAGACUGACUGGCAUCCUGUUCGGGGCAAUUCAGACCCUACAAGUCUCGUGGCAAUCCCACAAAAGUAUAAGGUUCGAUUCGUUCCAAGAGAUGAAAAGGCACUCGCGACAGCACUGGGUCGGUGAUUGGCAAAUCUGACUUACGGUUUGUAUUGGGAGGGUGAAGCGAAGAACUGAUGUUGUGUAUAUUUUUUAUACUGGACGGAAGCUGGGUAUAGUAAUUAGCCUGUGUCUCUGAACAUCAGUACACUAUGAAGGGGAGAAUGCUCACCUCAGUGGAGAUGCUAGGAACAUCAGUCGGGCUUGAUUAUUCUAUAGCGAUCCCCUAUGUCCGGGCACUUUCUUCAAACCCUCCUGGUUGUGGACCAUGUAGGAUUGUAGCUUAG
Molecule: messenger RNA, 1814 nt
Organism: Aspergillus vadensis CBS 113365
Lineage: Eukaryota; Fungi; Ascomycota; Eurotiomycetes; Eurotiales; Aspergillaceae
Product: cytochrome P450 phenylacetate hydroxylase
Exons: 4
Coding region: 1-1554 (517 amino acids)
Molecular function (GO): heme binding; iron ion binding; oxidoreductase activity, acting on paired donors, with incorporation or reduction of molecular oxygen
Source: RefSeq, a predicted model, not a curated record